Molecule: messenger RNA, 1199 nt
Organism: Oryza brachyantha (malo sina)
Lineage: Eukaryota; Viridiplantae; Streptophyta; Magnoliopsida; Poales; Poaceae
Product: PTI1-like tyrosine-protein kinase At3g15890
Exons: 4
Coding region: 30-1199 (389 amino acids)
Biological process (GO): protein phosphorylation
Cellular component (GO): plasma membrane
Molecular function (GO): protein kinase activity; ATP binding
Source: RefSeq, a predicted model, not a curated record
CUUGCAGUUCGUCGGGGGUGUCGAUCGCCAUGGGCUCGUCGGUGAGCUCCUGCUGCGGCAGCGCCGAGAAGGUGGAGCAAGGGUGCGUGAGCGCGUCGAUGAGCAGCAGCACGUGGAGGAUGUUCAGCUACAAGGAGCUGCACGCGGCGACGAACGGGUUCAGCGAGGAGAACAAGCUCGGCGAGGGCGGCUUCGGCAGCGUCUACUGGGGCAAGACCUCCGAUGGCCUCCAGAUCGCGGUGAAGAAGCUGAAGGCGACGAACAACUCCAAGGCGGAGAUGGAGUUCGCGGUGGAGGUGGAGGUGCUGGCCAGGGUGCGGCACAAGAACCUGCUCGGCCUCCGCGGCUACUGCGCCGGUGCCGGCGCCGGCGCCGCCGAGCAGCGGAUGAUCGUGUACGACUACAUGCCGAACCUCAGCCUGCUCUCCCACCUCCACGGCCAGUUCGCCGCCGACGUCCAGCUCGACUGGAGGCGCCGCAUGGACGUCGCCGUCGGCUCCGCCGAGGGCCUCGUGUACCUCCACCACGAGGUGGCGCCGCACAUCAUCCACCGCGACAUCAAGGCCAGCAACGUGCUGCUCGACUCCGACUUCGCGCCGCUCGUCGCCGACUUCGGGUUCGCCAAGCUGGUGCCGGAGGGGGUGUCGCACAUGACCACCAGGGUGAAGGGCACCCUGGGCUACCUGGCGCCGGAGUACGCCAUGUGGGGGAAGGUCUCCGGCGCCUGCGACGUCUACAGCUUCGGCAUCCUCCUCCUCGAGCUCGUCUCCGGCCGGAAGCCCAUCGAGCGGCUCCCCUCGGGCGCCAAGCGCACCAUCACCGAGUGGGCGGAGCCGCUCAUCGCGCGCGGCCGCCUCGGCGACCUCGUCGACCCGCGGCUCCGGGGCGCGUUCGACGCCGCGCAGCUCGCGCGCGUCGUCGAGGCCGCCGCGCUCUGCGUGCAGGGCGAGCCCGACCGCCGCCCCGACAUGCGCGUCGUCGUCAGCAUCCUACGCGGCGACGCCGACGCGGCGGCGGUGGCCGGGACAAAGAAGGACCAGCCGGUGAGGAUAAAGAGCAUCAAGUACGCGGACCACCUCAUGGAGAUGGACAAGAGCAGCGUCAUGAACUUCGGGGUGUUCGGCGCCAUGCCGGUGCACCAGACGAUGCAGGAUCCCUACGUCAAGAGUUUUGGAGGAGAAGGUGGUAUCAAGAACUGA